AAGAUAAGUUUGAUGCUGCUAGAUUUCACCUUUCUGGAAUGAGAUUGUCAAGAAUCUAAGAGAAGAAGAUUACAUUACUAAUCUGGAAAUGGAAUUGCUUCAAAUGCCUAAAAAUACUGGAACUGUUCCCAUGGUGCAAUGGCCUCUUUUUCUACUAGUCAACAAGUUAUUCCUUGCAAAAGAUAUAGCUGGAGAGAGUGACACACAAGACGAACUAUGGGAUAGAAUUUCAAGAGAUGAUUAUAUGCAAUAUGCAGUUGAGGAAUGUUUUUACACCAUCAAGCUAAUUUUGACUUUAAUUUUCGACAAAGAAGGGAACGAAUGGGUUGAAAGAAUAUACGAUGACAUUAAAGCAAGCAUAGUGCAAAGAACAAUCCACUUUGACUUUCAACUGAAAAAACUCUCACUUGUUAUGCAAAAAGUCACUGCCCUUACUGGAAUUCUGAAAGAAGGUGGAAGCCCUGAAUCCUUAAAUUCUCAGAGAGACCACAUUAACUUCAAGACCUCAAAAGGGAAUAGGACUUAUCAGAGAGACCACAUCAACUUCAAGACCUCAAAAGGGAAUAGGACUUAUCAGAGAGACCACCCCCUAAAUAUGAAAGAGAAUUGGGGAAAACCUAAAUGUUUUGGCUACUGGUGUUCCUGA
Messenger RNA from Lactuca sativa (garden lettuce), 646 nucleotides. Its product is annotated as callose synthase 9. Gene Ontology annotation, cellular component: plasma membrane. The record is from RefSeq and is a predicted model, not a curated record. NCBI's taxonomy places the organism in Eukaryota, Viridiplantae, Streptophyta, Magnoliopsida, Asterales, Asteraceae. Gene Ontology annotation, molecular function: glucosyltransferase activity.